GGCUGGAGGCCAGGCCCGUGUCUAUACUCUCACCCAUGAUGAGGCCGCUCGUAAUGCAGGUACCAUGUCCGGAAUGCUUUCAAUAUCCCAUGUGCCUAUUUUUGCCUUAUGUGAUACCGGUGCUACCCAUUCGUUUAUAUCAUCUCGUUGUUUGGAAGCCUUAUCUGUUAGCACCGUGCAUGCUUGUGACCCUCUCGAGGUUAGUUUGGCCUCGGGAAAAAUUAUCGUUUCUGAUUCAGUGGUUCGCAAUCUUCCUAUCUGUAUUGGUGGCCGAGUUUUGGAGGCCGACGUGUAUGUUAUUGAUAUGCGAGACUUCGACGUGAUCUUGGGCAUGGACUGGCUCUCCCGUUAUCGAGCCGACAUCCGGUGCCAGGAGCGCGAAGUCACCCUCCAUCCCAUUUCCUAUCAGCCCGUUGUGUUCUUUGGGGUGAGUUCGAGGACUGUGCCUCGGGUCAUCUCUUCUAUGCAAGCUAGGAAGAGCCUUUCCAAGG
Striga hermonthica is the source of this 491-nucleotide messenger RNA. NCBI's taxonomy places the organism in Eukaryota, Viridiplantae, Streptophyta, Magnoliopsida, Lamiales, Orobanchaceae. The record is from the annotation of a GenBank genome assembly.